AUGGAGAACCUGUGUAAUGCCAACACCAGAUUUGCACUUGAUCUGCUCAGAAGAUUUAAUGAGACCAACCCAACAGGCAACAUUUUCUUCUCUCCUGUCAGUGUCUCUGCUGCUCUGGCCAUGGUCUUUUUAGGGUCCAAAGGUAAUACAAAGGCACAGGUGCUGAAGACACUUCAUUUUGACAAAGUUGAAGAUACUCAUUCAAGAUUUCAGACUCUAACUAUGGAUAUAAACAGAAGCAAUGCUCCCUAUCUCCUACGGCUUGCCAGUCGGCUUUUUGGAGAGAAGUCCUACAGCUUUUCGCCGGAUUUCCUGACUAAUACUCAGAAAUUCUAUGGAGCUGAUUUGGCUACAGUUGAUUUUCUUCAGGCUAGUGAUGAAGCCAGGAAAGAAAUUAACCAGUGGGUAGAAGAGAAAACUGAAGGUAAAAUCCUUAAUCUGCUGGCUGAAGGCUCAGUUGAUAACAUGACCAGGCUUGUACUGGUGAAUGCUAUUUAUUUCAAAGGGAACUGGGCAGAGAAAUUUAAAGAAGCUGACACCACUGACAUGCCAUUUCGCUUAAAUAAGAAUGAAAGAAAGACAGUGAAAAUGAUGUAUCAGAAAAAUAAAUUUUGUUUUGGGUACAUCCCUGAAGAGAAGAUUCGUGUUUUAGAGCUGCCUUAUGAUGGAGAAGAACUUAGUAUGAUCAUCCUGUUACCUGAUGACAUUGAAGAUAACUCCACUGGACUGCAGAAGCUGGAAAAGCAGCUUACCUUAGAGAAGCUCCAGGAAUGGACAUGUCCAAAGCACCUGUAUUCCACUGAUGUUCGUGUGCAUUUGCCAAAGUUCAGGCUAGAAGAAAGUUACGACCUUAAAUCAGAUUUAGUUGCUAUGGGCUUGGUGGAUGUAUUUGACAGUGGUAAGGCUGACUUGUCAGGAAUGUCAGGGGCACGUGACCUCUUUCUCUCUAAAAUUGUCCACAAAGCUUUCGUAGAAGUGAAUGAGGAAGGCACAGAAGCUGCAGCUGCCACUGCUGGCAUUGCUAUGCUCUGCAUGGCUAUCGAAGAGGAUUUCAAUGCAGACCAUCCUUUCCUUUUCUUUAUCCGCCACAACCCAACACAAAGCAUACUUUUCUUCGGCAGAUAUGCUUCUCCAUAA
Messenger RNA from Nestor notabilis (Kea), 1137 nucleotides. RefSeq names its product serpin peptidase inhibitor, clade B (ovalbumin), member 1 (gene SERPINB1). Gene Ontology annotation, biological process: negative regulation of endopeptidase activity. NCBI's taxonomy places the organism in Eukaryota, Metazoa, Chordata, Aves, Psittaciformes, Psittacidae. Gene Ontology annotation, molecular function: serine-type endopeptidase inhibitor activity. Bases 1 to 1137 code for a protein of 378 amino acids. The record is from RefSeq and is a predicted model, not a curated record. The transcript is spliced from 6 exons.